ACACUCGCUAGUAGAUUCACUUUAGUUGGCCGCACGAACAAAAGUGGGGACCACGCGUCGUCACACACGUUUUUAACUUAAUAUUUAUUAUAUUCAAGAUAUGGAUACAUAGGAUAACUUGCUUCUUUCCGUAAUUGUUGUGAAUAAUAUGGUAUAUUGAUGAUAACCUUUUGAACAACGAGCUUGUUUAUCUAUCACUCUACAAGACGUCGCCGUUUUAACAACAUAAAGUGAAUAUAUGAUAAAUUUAUAUUGAAGUUUGUGUUUUGUAAUGGAUAUAAAAUGCAAAGCAGUUGUUUUGAGUAUUCUGGCUUCGCUUGUUGCAGCCCAAGAGCCAUGUCAAGGCGGAGCUCCUUGUGUUAGAGUACAAGAUUGUCCUGCCAUUCUGAGUCUUGUGAAGGACCAGGCAGACUACGUCAGGGACUUUGUGAAACCAUUGCGAUGUAGCCCAAACGAGUACAAAAUAUGCUGCCCUCCAGUUUUUAGUGACGCAGGCGCAUUAUUCAAGCCGCAGUCAGUGUUACCGGACACCAGCGUGUGCGGGAUAAUGACAAAUGACAGGAUCGUUGGGGGAUCUAUCACCGAGCUCGACGAACAUCCCUGGCUGGCCUUACUGCGAUAUGAUAAACCAAACGGCUGGGGUUUUUACUGCUCUGGAGUUUUGAUAUCAUCGAAAUACGUGAUGACCGCCGCACAUUGUAUUAAAGGAAAUGAACUGCCGCCCACAUGGUUAUUAACUCAAGUCCGGCUUGGCGAAUGGAAUAUUACCAGUUCGAGAGAUUGCGUCGACGAUGACUGCAGCCCGUCCGUUCAAGACAUCAACGUUGUGGAACGCAUAGCUCAUGAAAACUACAAUCCUGAUGACAUGCAUCAACACAAUGACAUAGCACUUUUGAAACUGGCGCGCGACGUCGUGUUCUCAGAUUUUGUUAAACCUAUUUGCCUUCCGUUAACCAAUGCCCAACGUACCAACUCGUUUGAAGGUUACGAAAUGGAAGUGGCGGGAUGGGGCAAAACUGAAACAAGUGAGUCUUUAGAAUCAAUGUCCGAGAUAAAAUUAAAGGUCCGUGUUCCAGUAGUUAAUUCAAGCACAUGUACAAGUAUAUACAAGAAAGCGGGCAGAGUUAUAAAUGAGAAGCAACUUUGUGCCGGAGGCAAACAGGGUCAGGACUCGUGCCGAGGGGACUCCGGUGGACCUCUCAUGGCCUCGAUGCCAUCCGCACAGAACUGGUUCGUGGUCGGAGUGGUGUCAUAUGGUCCCAGUCCGUGUGGCACGUCAAAUUGGCCCGGAGUGUAUACACGAGUCAGCUCAUAUGUAGAAUGGAUACAAUCAAAGAUUAGUCGUUAAUUCUAUCGAAUUAAGACGAGACAUUUUUUAUUUUUUUUUAAAGUGGAAUUAUUUUUAUAUCGUAAUUUUUACAAAUAAUAAAAUUGGAUGUAUUUAAUAUCGAAAACAAAACCAUAAAACGUAAACAUGAUAUAUUUGUUACUUAUAACGAAAAAACAAUUUUUAAAUUUUUUAUCUGUCUGUUUCAAAAAUCUUUGUUUUGGGCAGCCUUAGAAACGGCUGGGCCUAUUUCAAUGGAGGUUUUACUGGUAGGUAGCUGAUGUGUGGGGUGUAACUUAGUCUCUUAUCUUAAUUCUGUGCUGAGAAAGUCAGGGGCAACAACUAGUAUGGAAUAUCAUUGAAAUCAAAAUCUUUGAAUACUCAAGAAAUCAACUCAUUAUAUUAUAUAAUAAAAAACGACCGUUAUAAUUAUUAUUUUCUUAUAUUAUACUCUCUAUGUUGUGCCAUGGUUUGUAAUAAAUAAAUAAAAAAUA
This is a messenger RNA of Papilio xuthus (Asian swallowtail), 1821 nucleotides long. It is a transcript of the gene BAEE, whose product is annotated as BzArgOEtase. Lineage: Eukaryota; Metazoa; Arthropoda; Insecta; Lepidoptera; Papilionidae. The transcript is spliced from 7 exons. The coding region runs from base 272 to 1348 and encodes 358 amino acids. The record is from RefSeq and is a predicted model, not a curated record. Gene Ontology annotation, molecular function: serine-type endopeptidase activity. Gene Ontology annotation, biological process: proteolysis.